AUAGCGGCCGUGAUUUCUUUCACCAGCCCCCACGACGCCUGCCGUAUCUCCGCCGUCUCCAAGUUUCUUCGCUCUGCCGCUGAUUCCGACGCCGCGUGAGAGAGAUUUCUUCCCUCUGAUCUGCGUCUGGUGAUUGAUCAUUCUUUGUCUAGAGUUUCCUAUAAGCAGCUCUUCCUCCGUUUUUGUGAGUCUCCUCUUCUCAUUGAUGACGCCAGGACGAUCUUUUGGAUGGAGAAGAGAAGCGGGAAGAAAUGUUGGAUGUUACCAUCAAGGAAACUAGAGAUCGUUUGGGUUAAUUCUCCUGAGUGCUGGUCAUGGAUUUCGAUUCCAGACUCAAGGUUUGGAGAAGUUGCAGCACUUCUAAUGGUAUGUUGGUUUGACAGGUCCAAAGGCAGCGUUUAUGGAGCUUACCUUGUUUCUAAAGAAGGAGAAAUAUUUAGGUCCCAGCCACUGGAGACUAGGUUUGGGUCCACAAGAACCGGUCUUUGUAAUGAUAGAAGAGCGUUUCUUGAGUCUAGAAUGCGAGAAGAUGGGUGGUUGGAGAUUAAACUUGGUGAGUACUAUGUCGGCUUCGAUGCGGAGGAGCUCGAGAUGAGCGUCUUGGAGACUAGAGAAGGUGGCUAGAAAGGCGGAGUCAUUGUCCAAGGGAUCGAGAUUAGACCUAAAUGAGUGUUGUGCGAUUAA
Molecule: messenger RNA, 684 nt
Organism: Raphanus sativus (radish)
Lineage: Eukaryota; Viridiplantae; Streptophyta; Magnoliopsida; Brassicales; Brassicaceae
Product: putative F-box protein PP2-B12
Exons: 3
Molecular function (GO): protein binding
Source: RefSeq, a predicted model, not a curated record